GUGUCGGGUUGGUGGUGGUGGAGUGCGGACCAGUCGAGACUCCCUCGCACACGUAAGGGCAUGAAACGGAGCCGGGAGUACACGAGGCGAGUCAGUGCGCUAUCGACUGCGAUCGGAGGAGGACGACGUGCGUCGAGCCGAGUCGACGAGUCCUCCGUCGAGUGCCCGAACUGAACUUUGCCGAAGUUCCUCCAAACGUCGCCGAUGACACGGAGGAAUACGUAAUCUCCGUGGCGGUGAACGGAGUUCUGGGAUUAUAUCGAGCAACGGAUCUCUCAAUUACACGUGCCCGGACGAGCGGAUUUGUGGAUUAUACCUGUCCCGUUCAGGGAAAUACAAGUGUAUUUUGUCGUUGAGUGCGUGCGGGGGUGCGUGAAUCGACGGGGAGAGUGAGCCGGUGGUGGUCCAUGAGGGGAAGAUGAGCGACCACGUGGUGAAAAGUACGUGCGAGCUUUCAGCCUACGUGACAGCCGGCGUCAUGGCGGAUUCCGAAAGAGACAGCGCGUCCUGCAGCGGCGGCGACGAGGACAGCAGAUCGGGCCUGCACUCGCCCAGCGCGUCGGAGGACAGCGUGGAAGUGCAGGUGACGCCGAUCUCCUUGCGGAACAAGCGGAAACUGGCGGAACCGCGCAAGAUCCAAGAGCCUAGCACCGCGCCGUUGAAGAAGAGGCGAUUCCACCAGAUCGAGGAGACAGUCGUGGACGAGGAGAGCAGAUCGAUGAGCACACCGAGUCCCUUCAGACCUUGGAUUAUUCCCCACACGAGCAACGAAACGUCCAAGACGUCCACGACGACGUCGACGACGACGUCGACGACGACGAUGACGACGACGUCGAUGGAGUCCAGUACGACAACGACUACGGCGACGACCACAUCGACGACCCCGUCGACGAAUACGGAACCUGAGGUCAACGGUCAAACGCUCGCGGAAGCGGAGAGAAUAAAUUACGAAGAUGAUCAAAAUGUGGAUCAGAGGAUAUGGAGGCUACAACAGACUCUGCAAAUGCUGACACAAGACACCGCUCACAAUCAAACAGCCGUGCUAUCUCGACGAGAGUCUUGUAACAGGCUCGAGUCACCACCGCCGCCGCCGCCACCGGUACCGUCCGCGCCGCCGAUGUCCUUGAAACAUCCUAGGCUGCAGGAGGAGCCAUUAUCCUUGGUCAUGCGAGACGAAGCGCCCCGAGUGCCGUCGCACCCCGCAGUGAGCGGCAGCUACGAGAAGACGCCGUCGUACAUGAUGGAGCAUCUUCUGGCGUCGUCAUCGUCGACAUCGACAACGACGACGACGACGACGACGGCGACGGCAUCGCUCCAGUCCCAUCGCAAUCACCGAGGCCACUUGAGUUCUCCGCAAGGAGGAGAGCCUCAUCAGCGUCACCACACAGCGCCCACCGCCGUCAUCAGCAGCGCUUCCUCUUCGUCGUCGCCGUCGCACGCCUCCUCCUCGAGGCAUCAGCAUCAGAACAACGGCGGCGGCGGCGGCGGCGGCGGCGGCGGCGGCGGCGGCGGCGGAAGUGGCCAGCAGAGGAAUUACAAGAACAUGACGAGGGAAAGACGGAUAGAAGCAAACGCCCGGGAACGCACCCGGGUGCACACCAUCAGCGCAGCCUUCGACACCCUGAGACGCGCCAUACCCGCAUACUCGCACAACCAGAAGCUGUCGAAGCUGUCGGUGCUGAGAAUCGCUUGCAGCUACAUCGUCACGCUCACCAAGAUCCGUAAGACACUUGACGGUGACGCGACGAGCGGCGCUUCCCUCGCUACCUGCGUGGAUCAGGUCUCCAGGACCAUCCAGACGGAGGGUAAGCUCAGGAAGCGGAAGGACGACUGAACUGUCUCAAAGUGAGCAUCUGUUGAACAAUGUCUGUUGGAACGAUACGCGGAAACGAGAUUACGAGGUGGAGGAUAAACGACAACCUGGAGUUUGGCUCACGAGCGGACGUACAAGGAUAAUUCCCUCGAUGCAGGACGGAUUCUGUUCUCCAUGUUGUCCAUGUUCGCGCUAGUUCGUCCUUUAUUCUCGAUGUCUUUCGCUUCGACGAAGGGAAAGAGGGAAGAGAAAGGAAAGUGGCGACUAAAAUUAAUGAAGCUGUUAGCUUAAGUAAUUGACUACCGCAGCUGACGCGACGACGCUGUUGCCGAUGAAGUACACGCGCGAUUGUCUCGAGCGAUUUGGUAGUGAACGAACGGAAGGGUUCGGCCGUUUCACGAUUUCAGGGGUGCUCAUGGGUGAAUUAUGGGCGCAGUGGAAAUAUUUGCGGAAAGAGAGGAGAGGCGGGGGGUGGCAGGGCAGGCGUUCGAUGUGAAGCGAUAUAAGCGGUUUUCAUCGUUCACGUGUAAAACGUUAUGGGAUAAUUACGUGCUACGUCUACGUUAACGCGCUGUACAUAUAUACAACUGUAAAGUACGCUCUGCGGAAUUGUAAUAAGCGGACCUUUUAGAUCUUAAUAGAUUCUCAUAAGCGACGGAGAGAAGAGAAGGAGAGGGGAUUUCUGGCGGCGCCCGAUGAGGCCACCUACGUUUUCCGAUAUAGCAGCUGCGCAACCAGACAAUAAAUCUUUAGGAAGAUCUUCAUACUUAGAGCGACGGCGUUUAGUGCGGUGUAGGUAACCUCGCCUCGCUCGCUCGCGCGUUCGCUCGCUCGUUUCGCUGCAUCGCAGGAAUUACGGCGCGGCGCGCGAAUGUUUAUGCGGGGCUCGAAGAAUUCACGGUAGUGGAAGCUAGUCUGAGGCCCGGCUCAACCCUUUCAGGACGCCCGCGACGUUCGCCUCGCCCAAAAUUUGCCGAUGAAACCCCGCGACGAGACACGCGCGAAUCUUCGUUUCGCCGGGAACGCGUGGCUCGAGAUUCCACCGAGCGAUUUCUCAAUCACGAUCGCGAAUUCUUUUCCAAAUGUUCUCAAGUCUCUCCCUUCGGGACGACGGAGCGAGAAGCGAGAGCGCGACGGGAAGCGUUGCAGCUUGCCGUCGGCGUCGUGGAGGAGCUCGAGCCGACUCCGCGAGAGCCGGUCUCGCCUCUCGCAGAGGUUAAAAGCGCGAGGCACGCGAACGCGCCGCCGCAAGAGCGAAUUCGCGUCGCCCGCAGCGGCGAUUUCCAAACUACGCGGUCCGCGAGGUGCAUACUUAUCCUGACGGUCGAAAGGGAUCGGUCGAGACUGCAAUUUGUUGCACCGGUAUCGCGUUCACGCGUUUUACGAAAGCGCGCGCACGUUCGAGCGAAAAGGGACGACAAAAGCGAAGACAAUAAUAGAGUUGCUUUGCGGCUUACUUGCGCGGCGAGAAACGGAGUUGACGAAGUUACAUUACACGUAGCCUAAUGACUAAGUGAUCCGCCACUAUCGAAGCUACAAACAAACGGGAUAUCGUCUUCCCACGAGAAAGUGCGACAGUCAGAUAAGGGACACGCGUUCGGGGAGAAAAAUAUUGGGUCGUGAUAGGAGAGUGACUGGCUCUUCAGAUUGCGAGAAUAGCCGAUAAAUCGGCGAUCGAGGACAUCGAACUCAAGGUCAAUAGUUUGUUCGUUAACGGGGGAAAGGGGAAUGAUAGCAAUUUUAUCUAUCUCUGAAAUAUGUAGACUCUCCGGUUGAUAAAAUUCGCGGUGUCGGUCGCAGAAGAUUUAUCGAUCGAACGCGCCGCGAUCGCGCUGGCGGCAGGAAGGCGUUAUCCUGCAAAUCCUAAAGAAGCUUCGCCUAAAAGCUGAUCGGGGAGGGGGGGGGGGAGAAGUUAGCGUGUGUUCACAUUGUCUUUUCGCGCGGUUUCUCGCCUACGACCGCGUUGAAGCUUGUAAAUAGAUGAUAAUGAUAACGACGUUACGACGUUAGGAAUUAAGUAAUUACGUUAUAGUAAUCGGACACGUGUUAUGCGCGAGCACAUUUCUACGGCCUUACGCGGCGAUGCAUCUCGAAGAUACGACGUUCACGAGAUAACCGAGAUAUGUACCUUUCUACGCUAUAUAAGGCGACUUCAAGUAAAGAUGAAACGAACGUUCUGCAGGACGAAUUGCGUCUUUUCUUUCCGCGUCGACUUUCCCCGUCCUUCCCUUCCCUCGUUUCC
Messenger RNA from Harpegnathos saltator (Jerdon's jumping ant), 4055 nucleotides. It is a transcript of the gene net, whose product is annotated as atonal bHLH transcription factor 8-like protein net. Bases 419 to 1834 code for a protein of 471 amino acids. NCBI's taxonomy places the organism in Eukaryota, Metazoa, Arthropoda, Insecta, Hymenoptera, Formicidae. The transcript is spliced from 2 exons. The record is from RefSeq and is a predicted model, not a curated record. Gene Ontology annotation, biological process: positive regulation of transcription by RNA polymerase II; anatomical structure morphogenesis. Gene Ontology annotation, cellular component: nucleus. Gene Ontology annotation, molecular function: E-box binding; protein dimerization activity; DNA-binding transcription factor activity.